Liolophura sinensis is the source of this 3150-nucleotide messenger RNA. RefSeq names its product circadian locomoter output cycles protein kaput-like. NCBI's taxonomy places the organism in Eukaryota, Metazoa, Mollusca, Polyplacophora, Chitonida, Chitonidae. The record is from RefSeq and is a predicted model, not a curated record. Gene Ontology annotation, biological process: cellular response to hypoxia; regulation of transcription by RNA polymerase II. Gene Ontology annotation, molecular function: protein binding; DNA-binding transcription factor activity, RNA polymerase II-specific; RNA polymerase II transcription regulatory region sequence-specific DNA binding.
AUGAAAUCGGAGAAAGAAUUAGCAGAAGAUGCUGGGGACUCCACAGACAAACAGAAUGAAAGGAGCGUUCUCUCUGGGACAGCUAAAGGCGAUUCUGGAUUUUGUUCGAGUUUUAAAUCAAAGCGUUACCGGGACAAACUGCGCUCGGAGAUCAAGUCAUUGGACAGUUUGCUGCCUGUUGACCGCACGACCCUUCACCGGAAACUGGACAGCCAGACUGUCUGAUUGGUCAUCUCCUUCUUCAGAACAAAAGUCUUCUUUAAAGCUAUCGGUUUCACGAACGACGUGUUGGAUGAAGAGGAAUCUGGUGGCGGUUCAAACAAGACGCAGGUGCCUGAAGAAACUAGUACAGAAAAUGACGAUUUGUCCGAGUUACAAGACCUGUUGAAGGGAGACAACCUAAUACAGGCUCUGGACGGCUUUCUGAUCGUGGCCAUGGCGGAUGGCACAAUCAUCUAUGUCUCGGAGAAUGUCCUACAGUAUCUCGGAUUUAAUCAGAUUGACCUUAUGCAUAGGUGUUUGUACAGCAUUGUCCAUCCAGAUGACCACUUUGACGUCAGGGACGUGUUCGAGCAGACCAUUCCAGACGGCGCGUUAUGUGAUCUGCCAACAGGCUCCUUCUGUGAACCGACGCCGCAAGCUAGGUACGAAUCGGAGGCCGUCUCCUUUCUCUGCCGGAUGAGGUGUUUUAACGGGACAACGGCUGGUUACUUAAAAAUGCACUGUUCGGGUCGACUCCAGGUUUUACCGGAAGCUGUCAGGACGACUAAAUAUCCCGGUCAGAUCAUCUUCGCCUUCUGUCGGCCUUUUAUGAUCAGUGGGCAGGACCAAGACUACGACGUCAAGCAAAAUGUUUUCUGGACAAAACAUGACAUGGAUCUCACUUUCAAGCAGUUGGACAAAAAGGCAGCCGAUGUCAUUGGUUACGCCACUGAUGACGUCGACGGCAAAUCCUUCUACGAGUACAUCCAUCCUGAGGACAUCACGACAUGUUGUGUGUGUCAUAAAGCGUUGAUGGAAUCGAGUGACAUCCAAACCAUGUACUUUCGACUCCAAACCAAGUCUGGGUCUUGGGUAUGGCUACACAGUCGUGGUAAAGUGGUCACCAAAAACUCCAAGAAGUAUUCGAUUGUGUUUUCACAUUACCCUGUCAGGGAAGACGACAGCAGCUAUAUACAACAAGAGAUUGUUUUGCGACAGAGGUAUUCCAUCAAUGAACUAUUUUACCUUCGUCAGAACAAUUUCCAUUUGGAUAUUCCUACCUCAUCGGAUUCAAUGUUUGAGAUGAUCAGUCAGCAAGUUUGCGCAAAAAAGGCUGGAUCACGCUCCGUACCGCUGACAGCUAAUGUUUAUAUGGAUGAGUUCGUGACAUCACAAGGUUCUUGUCCCUCCAGCUGGCACAUGAUGUCAGACCGCCACUCGCCAGUGCUGCCCUCUACCCAUGUAGCUCACAAGAUCUCUGUUCGUGAAAAACAGCUUCAUUUUCAAGAUUUCAAGAAAAGGCAAUUGGAACAGAGCUACCGCAAAAGGAAGGUGUUCCAUCGUAACCCAGUGGGGCAAACAGAGGGACAUUUUGCUGGCGGAAGAUUUUCUGUUUUACAAGGAAUGGCAGCUGAAGGAACACUAUUUCCCGGGCAGUUUCAACAGCGGCCUAAUCAUUUAUCCCAGGCAGAGUCCAGUUCGCGAAGCCCCUAUCGAUGUCCCUAUCCAGUGAGCUCAGAGACACACCCCUGUUACCCAGAAUCAUACGUAACACCGGAGCUGUCCCCAGAAUCCAUGAUGGACCUUGUUCAGGCGGACAACAAUCAUUCUGAUGCUGCUCUGUGUCAGCCACAACCCUUCCACAACUCCCCGAAUCUGUCAGCCCCGUACUGUAUGCCCCCAUCGCCUCCCCCAUCACCUCAGCGUCAUUUCAAUCACCAGCAGUGCCUAGCCCAGGAUAGAACCGUUCAUGUCAGAAAUAUUUUCACUCAUCAUCCGUCCGGUGGAUAUACAUGGGUCCAAGACCAAACAUAUCACGUGCGUAGCCAUGGCAACAAAAAUGUCAAACAUGGUGGCGGCCAUUGCUUGGCAUCAGAUGAUGUUCCAUUUCAAAACCCUCUGUGUGCCUCAACCAGAUCUACCAGAAGCAAACGUCCUAGAUGUGAUUACAGAUCCUCUGAGCAGUGCUAUGUAAAUCAGCAGCAAACAUGUAAUACUUGGUCGAAUGGCGGGAACCUUGAAGACCCAAAGGACAAAAGACACGUCAACAAUCAUGGCUGUCGGCCAUGGAUGAAUGUGGUUACAUGGGAUUCGCCAGAUAUUUACUCAUGUGCGGUGGCCAGCGGAUGUUGUGAACCAGGGGACAAAACUCCGUCUUGUUUCGAUCCUGCAUUCCACAUGAAAAUAGUGGACGAGCCUGUUGGUAAUCUUUCCAAAAGUGACUUAGACUUGCCGUCAAUUGGAAGCUUUCUAGAAUAUCUGAAUGACAUUUAAUAUUACUGAUAGUUACCCUUUGGUGGUUUAACCAAACCAUUUCCUUUUUCAGUUGAUCAAUAUAGACAUUUUGCUUUAUGUAGGAAUACAUUCUGAAGAAAAGUGUUCUAGACAAUAGCCGCGGCUUGGGGGUAUAUAGGGGAGGAUCAAGCUGUGGCAUUAUUUAGUCCGCAGAGAUCUGUGAGGACAUUUAUAACGGAUAUAAUUUACAAGUGAAAUAUACAAGUGGCAUAAAAGAAGAAAUCAAAUAAAUAAAUAAAUCAAUACUUAAGUUAAAACAAAUAAAAAUCCGAGCAAAGGUAAAUAACGUUUUUUAACUUGAACACAUUUUAUCAACAUGGGGCCGAUUGUUCAAAGGUGUGUGAGGCUUUAAGUCUUAAUUGGAGUAACUGUUAUCUCAAUAAAAAAUGAAAAUUUAGUCCAGGGCUUAAAUUGUAAAGCCCAUUUGAACAACUGGGCCAUCACAAUGUCAUAAUGACGUCAAUGGAAAAAAGCUCGUCAUACAAGUGAACCAUGACGUCCCAGUUGCUGAUGGCCAUUCGGCUUGAUUGAUUCGAAGAUUGAUAGGCAUAUACGUAUCAAUUCGUGUACACGUACGACUCAACUAGUGUACCCGUGCUAUCCAACUGGUGUACACGUACGACUCAAGCGGAGUCGAGUGCUAAUCUCACAUAC